Daucus carota subsp. sativus is the source of this 1449-nucleotide messenger RNA. Its product is annotated as protein REVEILLE 6. Bases 139 to 1146 code for a protein of 335 amino acids. The record is from RefSeq and is a predicted model, not a curated record. The transcript has 8 exons. Gene Ontology annotation, molecular function: DNA binding. NCBI's taxonomy places the organism in Eukaryota, Viridiplantae, Streptophyta, Magnoliopsida, Apiales, Apiaceae.
CACAGGCUAACCAAAUAGUCCCAAGAUAUUUUCACUUUCCUCUGACCAGCUUCAGACCAACCGAAACAUAUACAUACACAUCUACGCACAAAAAUAUCAAGCACUCGACAAAAAACCUACAGAACAUCUAGCUUGUUCAUGGUAUCUUUGAACUCAAACCCACCUGAAAACUUCUACUUGGAUCCUCAAAUGGGUCUGCCCCUUCAAAAUAUAGGCUCUUUUUCAGCUCCACCAGGGGCUCCUGACCCUGCUUUGUCUGAUGAUUUGUCUAUAAAGAUCAGAAAACCAUAUACAAUUACCAAGUCUAGAGAGAGCUGGAGUGAGCCUGAGCAUGACAAGUUUCUUGAAGCUCUUACACUCUUUGAUCGGGACUGGAAAAAGAUUGAAGCAUUUAUUGGUUCAAAAACUGUCAUCCAGAUACGCAGUCACGCACAGAAGUACUUUUUGAAAGUUCAGAAAAGUGGAACUAAUGAACAUCUACCUCCACCGAGACCGAAAAGGAAAGCUGCUCAUCCGUAUCCACAGAAAGCUCCUAAAAAUGCUCCUGUACUAUCACAAGUCAAUGCAUCCUUCCAAACAUCCCCUCUACCUGAAACUGGUUUUAUGCGAAGGUCAAACUCUUCUCCAUUGCUGAGAAUUCCCACAGCAAGCACAGCAGCUGUGCGUUCCCAGACUGAGAACUCUACGCAAACGUUUGAUCUUUCAAAUAUGACAAAAGGAGAUAUAAGAUCUGCCAGGCAGCCAAUGGCAAAUAACUGUAGCAGUAGUUCUGAGAGCACACCGAAAACACAACAAACAGGUGAAUCAACUGAUCAAAGGAAUCAUGGGUCGUCAUCAUUGAGAGUUCUGCCUGACUUUGCUGAAGUGUAUAACUUUAUUGGUAGUGUUUUCGAUCCAAAUACAAAAGGUCAUGUACAAAAACUUAAAGAAAUGGAUCCAAUUGAUGUUGAAACGGUGUUAUUGUUAAUGAGAAACCUCUCAGUCAAUUUAACCAGCCCCAAUUUUGAGGAUCAUAGGAAAUUGCUUUCAUCCUAUCAGAUCGACUUGGAGAAAGAAAACACUGAUGAAAUGGUAAACAAUCUCCUGGACGACGAAGCUGAUCAUAAUGCUCAAUUCGAGUGGCAACAUAGAAGUAUUAGUGGUUAGUUCUGAAUAAGCUGCUGAUUUUAGCCCGCGAGUACCUAGACAUUGGUUGCAUGAUGAUGUGCUGAAAACUUUGGCACACCGCAGGAAGCUGUCUUUCUUCCUCCUUGUAAGGAGUAUUAUUCGGUUGUAAAAUCUUGGGUUGUGCAGUUCAAACUUUGUUUUUUUUUUUUUUUUUUUUAUGUUUUAUCAAUUAUUUAUGUACAUAUCACGUCAAUGUAAAGAAGUGUUUAAUUGUUUUCUAAUUUAUUUAUGUACAUAUUGCGGUUUGCGGCAUGUAAAAAGAAAAGGUUUGUUAGAUACUGA